This is a messenger RNA of Trichoplax adhaerens, 426 nucleotides long. RefSeq lists its product as uncharacterized. The transcript has 2 exons. Lineage: Eukaryota; Metazoa; Placozoa; Uniplacotomia; Trichoplacea; Trichoplacidae. The coding region runs from base 1 to 426 and encodes 141 amino acids. The record is from RefSeq and is a predicted model, not a curated record.
AUGAAUGAAAAAUGGGUAAAAGAUGGUAAAGAAGUUAUAAACCAGAAAGACAGAUAUGACCACCAUCAAGAACGUAAAAGCAUGAACUUUAAAAUAGCUGAUGGCUCAGACAUUGAACAAGCAAAAUCCGAUACUAAUAACCAAACUGGUAAUGAAAUCAAUCCUUACUCAAGCGUCCGACGAAUUACAUGGAAGCAAUGUCAGCUUUGCAAAAUUAACGAUCGUAUAGAAUCGAUCAUACUUCGAGGAAGUAACAUACUUCGCGAAUCAACAGCAGAUCCAGUAGCUUUAAAGACUUCUAAUAAUGACUCAGAUGAACCUACACAUAUCAGUAGCCGAUCAAAAUCUUGGCAAAAAUUCUCUUUAAGUGCUAUUGCUAUCAUGGUAGUGUUAGGCCAAAUGGCUAUUUUAAUAGCUAUAUUAUAG